AGAAUUCAAAUCCUGUCUAAACUCCUUCUCUUUUCUCUUCCCAGGUCCAUAUGUUGCAGGUAGCAACAUGGGGAACAAUUCCAGUCGGGUUACGGCCCAGGAUAAGGCCAUCCUGGACCUGAAGAUCCAGCGCGACAAGCUGCACCAGUACCAGCGGCGCAUCACCGGCCUGACCGACCGCGAGACCGAUAUCGCAAAGCAGAUGCUCGCCAAGGGCGACAAGAAACGCGCGCUCCUCGCCCUCCGCCGGAAGAAAUACCAGGAGUCCCUUCUGGCCAAGACAGACGCCCAGCUCGAACAGCUGGAGAAACUCACCGCCAACGUCGAGUUCGCCCAGAUUCAAAAGGACGUCGUGUUCGGCUUGCAGCAGGGCACCAAGGUGCUGAAGGAGAUACAUGCCGAGAUGGGCGGGAUAGAGCACGUAGAAAAGUUGAUGGGCGAGACGGCGGAUGCAAUUGCAUAUCAAAAUGAGGUCAGCGAGAUGCUCGGCGGCAAAAUUUCGAACCAGGAUGAAGACGAGGUCGAGGAUGAGCUUGCGGCCUUGGAGGCCGAAGUGAAAGGGACACAAGCACUACCCAAGGUUCCGGAUACUGCGCUGCCCGAACCUGUGAAGGAACAUACCCCAGAAAGGUUGCCCGCAAAGGCGCCGCAGAAAGAACCGGAGCGACAAGCUGUGCUUGCGUAAGACAGAAAUGGUUCUCAAGGCUGAUAUGCGGUACGAGACAAAACAUCAAUGACGAAAGUUCAGAC
Messenger RNA from Cryphonectria parasitica EP155, 750 nucleotides. RefSeq lists its product as uncharacterized. Gene Ontology annotation, cellular component: ESCRT III complex; multivesicular body. The coding region runs from base 68 to 685 and encodes 205 amino acids. Lineage: Eukaryota; Fungi; Ascomycota; Sordariomycetes; Diaporthales; Cryphonectriaceae. The record is from RefSeq and is a predicted model, not a curated record. Gene Ontology annotation, biological process: vesicle budding from membrane; late endosome to vacuole transport via multivesicular body sorting pathway. The transcript is spliced from 3 exons.